Gasterosteus aculeatus aculeatus (three-spined stickleback) is the source of this 3386-nucleotide messenger RNA. RefSeq names its product hepatocyte growth factor. Gene Ontology annotation, biological process: proteolysis. The record is from RefSeq and is a predicted model, not a curated record. Lineage: Eukaryota; Metazoa; Chordata; Actinopteri; Perciformes; Gasterosteidae. Gene Ontology annotation, molecular function: serine-type endopeptidase activity.
CAUCUGUGCAGUAGUGGAAGCUACAUCUUGCAGUCCGACUGCACAGCGCGCAACAUUUCUUGUCCUAUUCGCGUCCGAAACUGUCCUUCCGUGCCGCAGCGAUGUGGAUUUACCAGCUCGUUUUCGGACUCUUUGUCGUUUCUUUUUGUGAGGGAAAACAAAAUGGAAAUGCACUCCAGGACUACCAGAAGACUGAUGGUGUGCGGCUGGUUGUUGCGUCUCCUGAUUCCUCUCUACUGACAGAAAGCAAGAAACGGAGCUUGGCAAAGUGUGCCAAAGCCUGCAGCCGCAACAAAAUAAUUCCUUUCAACUGCAGGGCAUUCCUCUACGACCAUACCAACAGGAAAUGCCAGUGGCUGUCGUUUGACACCCGCUCGCCAGGAGCCCAGAGCCAACAGGACUUCAACUACCAACUGUAUCAAAAGAAAGACUAUGUGAGGGAGUGCAUUGUGGGCACGGGGGAGAGCUACAGGGGGCGGAGGUCGACGACAGUGAGCGGAAUCCGCUGCCAGGCCUGGGCCUCUCCGAUUCCUCAUGAGCACAAUUUCAUGUCUAAAAGAUUCAGGAAGAAGGACCUCAGAGAGAACUUCUGUCGUAACCCAGACAACUCCAGCGUCGGCCCGUGGUGCUUCACCACGGACCCACGGGCCGAACUCAGACACCAGCAGUGUGGCAUACCCCAGUGCUCACAGGUUGAGUGUAUUCACUGUAAUGGCGAAGAGUACAGAGGACCCAUGGACCACACAGAAAGUGGGAAGGAAUGCCAGCGCUGGGACCUGAAUGAUCCACACAAACACCAGUACCACCCCAAAAGGUACCCUGACAAAGGCCUGGAUGACAACUACUGUAGGAACCCAAACGGACGCCACAAACCCUGGUGCUUUACAACGGACCCAAACACACCCUGGGAGUACUGCGACAUCAAAGUUUGUGAAACGUCUCCAAAAAGUAAUGUGGUGGAAACCACCGAGUGUUACCAGGGCAGAGGAGAGGGCUAUCGGGGGACAGUAGACGUGAUGCCCACCGGGCUCAUCUGCCAACGCUGGGACUCUCAGUAUCCCCACAACCACACGUUCACACCUCAAGCCUACCCCUGCAAGGACUUGAGAGAGAACUACUGUCGGAAUCCAGAUGGCCGAGAAUUCCCGUGGUGCUUCACUACGGACCCAAGAGUCCAAACCAUGUUCUGCACCAACAUCCCGCAGUGCGGCACCCAAAACAAUCCAGUCAGUGACUGCUAUGAAGGCUUUGGGGAGAAUUACCAAGGAGAGCAGUCAAGGACGAGAUCAAACCUGCCCUGCGCACCUUGGAGAGACCGUAACAACAGUGGCGAGAGGGGCGUGCAGAUAGGCGGCCUGGAGGGAAGCUACUGCCGAAACCCAGAUAAAGACAAGCAUGGUCCCUGGUGUUACACCAACAACUCUGCCGUUCCCUGGGACUACUGUCAUAUCAAACCAUGUGGCGGUUUGCAGAUCAACAUCCCACCGGCUGAGCUGUCCUCUGUGGGGUGUUUUGUCCAUAAAAGAACCAGAAUUGUGGGAGGAGGUCCGGUGGGCGUAUUAGACGGCAGCUGGAUGGUCAGCAUACAGAAAGGGUCGCAGCACUGGUGUGGAGGUUCACUAAUACGAGAGGAGUGGGUACUCACUGACAGACAAUGCUUCUCCUCAUGUGUGCCAGACCUCAGUGAGUAUCGGGUGUGGUUGGGAGUCUUGGAUAUCGGAGAAGGCGCUCCCGACUGGUCCAAGAGACAGGAAGUGAACAUAGCCGAUGUGAUAUGUGGUCCUGAGGGCUCAAGUUUAGCCCUCAUAAGGCUGUCUAAGCCUGCCCUCCCUGCAGACAAUGUGCACACACUUCAGUUACCUGUGGCAGGAUGCUCCAUCCCAGAAGGAACAAUAUGUAAAAUGUAUGGAUGGGGAGAGACAAAAGACACUGGACAUGAUGACCAACUGAAGGCGGUCGACCUGCCCAUCGUCAGUAAUGUGAGGUGCAGAGAGAUGCACAGAGGCAACCUCCACAUCACCAACACCAAGAUCUGUGCAGGAGGCAAAAGGAAUGAGGGAGUGUGUGAGAGGGAUUACGGCGGCCCUCUCGUGUGCCAGGAUGGCGAGAUACGGGUGAUUGUGGGAGUGAGCGUUCAUGGCAGAGGCUGUGCUCGGGCCAACCAGCCCGGCAUCUUCAUCAAUGUGCCCUUCUACACCCAGUGGAUCUACAAGGUCUUCAAAUAUUACCCCAACCCUGACAUCGUCUAGCAAUUUAAACAGAACCAAACCCAGACCCUCUAAUUCCAAGUCAUUUCGGCCGUGCACUCGGGACACCUGCUUUUUUUACAUGCUGUCCAUGUCUGCAUAGAGCGAUAGAAAUCUGAUCACAGCACCCUUAAUAGAUGAAUGGUUGAGGAAACACUGUGAUUCAAACACGACAUAAACCUUGAGUUGGGAGCAAAGCAGGCAAGAAAUGUGGUUUCAUGAAUUUUUUAUGCUUCUCUUUCGGUAGCAAAUCCAACAGAGUGGCAUAUGUGUAUGUGAAUACUCUUGAUUCCUGGUUUUACUUGAAUGUUUUAACACCGAAAUGCAGUAGUUCAGUCUUUGAGGAGCACAUCAACGGGCCACUUAGAAGACUGUUCAGUGGGCAAAUUGAAGGGCAUCCUUGUCAAGCUUCAGGCAUCUCCAGGGGGCUUGGAUAAAGUGGUCCUUACUGUACAUAUUAUAUUAAUGAGUGGAUUUGUGACACUCUGAAGAUAAUUUGGGUCUUAUAGAUCUAAAACAAGAUAAGUUAAUGGUGUAUUACACAGAUGAGUUAUAUACUGUGCGGGAAAACACCAAAAAGUCCAUUAUCAGUAAUUUACUUUCGUCACCAUGCCAUUGAAGGUCAAUAUAUGAAUGUGCUUUUUUACAUGCUGUGUAGAUUAGAUGAUUUUACAGCUGGUCAGCUUCAUAGGAUUCACACACUCAAUGUGUACAUACCGUUAUUUCUAACAAAAAAUAAAUAAAUCCUCAAACGUAUGUAUUAAUUCAUUGCGCUUGUGUCUGUGUUGUAGUUUCUCUGCAGCAGUGUCAGUAUGCAAAAAGAAAACUGCAGAAGGGUUGUGUGUGUGUGUGUGUGUGUGUGUGUAGUUAAGCCUCUGCUGAAUGAAUUAUCAUCUCCCCCCCCACACUCAACUGAAUUUGUGUAAAAAUGAGAAAACAUUUCUGUUUGUAUGUAUGUGCACUGAAAGAAGCUGCUAUAUUCUACAGAUUGUACAAUACUGUCUUCUCUUCUCUGUUUAAAUGUACAUUCAAUAUACAUGUUUGGUUACUUAUCAACUAUGCUAAAUGUAAAACCCAAGUCCUGCAGUUAUUUUAAAUAUUUAAUGAUGUCUGUUACUAUAAUACAUGUUUUUUAAUCAA